Messenger RNA from Fibroporia radiculosa, 2103 nucleotides. RefSeq lists its product as uncharacterized. The transcript has 15 exons. Lineage: Eukaryota; Fungi; Basidiomycota; Agaricomycetes; Polyporales; Fibroporiaceae. Gene Ontology annotation, biological process: mitochondrial double-strand break repair via homologous recombination; mitotic G2 DNA damage checkpoint signaling; telomere maintenance. Bases 1 to 2103 code for a protein of 700 amino acids. Gene Ontology annotation, cellular component: nucleus; Mre11 complex. The record is from RefSeq and is a predicted model, not a curated record. Gene Ontology annotation, molecular function: 3'-5'-DNA exonuclease activity; manganese ion binding; DNA endonuclease activity.
AUGGACUCCGACAACGACCAAGACGCUGUGCUCCCGCCGCCAACCAUCAGGAAUGCAUUCUCGGACGACACAAUUCGUAUAAUGCUCGCGACAGACAAUCACAUUGGUUACCUCGAGAGGGACCCAAUUCGGGGACAGGACUCGAUCAACACUUUCCGCGAAAUCCUUAAGCUUGCAGUGAAACAUGAUGUUGACUUCAUUCUUUUGGCUGGUGAUCUAUUUCACGAAAACAGGCCAACAAGAGAUUGCCUCUAUCAGACCAUGGCACUCCUAAGGGAGUAUACCUUGGGCGACCGACCCAUCCAGAUCGAACUUCUUAGCGAUCCAAACGAUGGUAAGGCGUCCGGAUUCUCGUUUCCUGCAGUAAACUACGAGGACCCUAACUUUAACAUCGCUAUUCCUGUCUUUUCUAUUCACGGCAACCACGACGACCCUCAGGGAGCUGGUCCCGAAGGAGCUCUCUGUGCCCUUGACAUGCUGUCCGUCAGCGGGUUGAUAAACUACAUGGGGAAGAUUGAUCUCCCUCUCAAUGAUUCUGAUGCACAAGACAAUGGGAUCGCAAUCCGUCCAGUUCUCCUGCGCAAAGGCAAUACGCGCCUCGGUAUGUACGGCGUUGGAAAUGUCAAGGAUCAACGCAUGCACUUUGAGCUGCGCAGCAAUCGCGUGCGCAUGUUCAUGCCCCGUGAUAAGGAUGACUGGUUCAAUAUUCUGCUGCUGCAUCAAAACCGGCAAUCUGUCCCUGAAGGGAUGUUUGAUGACAGCGUCGACUUAGUUGUUUGGGGCCACGAACACGACUGCCGCAUAGUGCCAGAAUCCGUAGCUGGAAAGAAGUACUUCAUUUCGCAGCCUGGAUCAUCUGUGGCUACUUCCCUCGCCGAUGGUGAAUCAAUAGAGAAGCAUGUGGCACUUUUGAAGAUCCAGGGCAAGGAGUUCGAGUUGACGCCGAUUCCACUACGGACGGUGCGCCCAUUCGUGCUCGACGAAGUGGUCCUUAGCGAAAUAGCGGAAGAGGAGAACAUAGACCUUAGCGAUCGGAUGGAAAUUACCAAAUUUUUGAAAGCGAGGGUGAAUGAGUUGAUUGAGAAAGCCAAUGUACUCUGGGAUGAGCGGAACGCACGGGCUGUUGAGGAUGGAGAAGUAGAAUUGCCUCGCAUGCUACCUAUUGUUCGUCUCAAGGUGGAUACUACGGGUGUUAGCGAGAUGUCGAAUCCGGUUCGUUUUGGCCAAGAAUUCCAAGGGCGUCUUGCGAACCCCCGCGACGUGCUUGUCUUUCAUCGGGCCAAGGCAACGGCGCGCCGCGGCGCAAAGGUGGUGGUUGACCAGCCAGAACUAAGCAUUGAUGACCCGGAUCUCACAGUUGCGGAGAAACUGUCCAAAGUGCGAGUGCAGACUCUCGUGAGAGAGUAUCUUGCGGCACAGGAACUGCAGUUGCUUGGUGAGACAGGAAUGUCAGAUGCGAUUGAGACCUUCGUGGAUAAAGAUGAUAUUCAUGCCAUUCAGACUCAUGUAAGCCAGGCGUUGAAGUCGCUCAUGAAAGGCGUACAAUCCAAUGGCGAUGAGAUUGAGGAGGAUGAUCUUGACGAUAUUGUGGAGAAGGUAAGGGAAAGACACAACCAAGAGUAUAUCGAGAAGAGGCAGGACGGAAGAUCUUCUAAGUCAAAGGGCAAGACCAAAGCUAAGGGUGACGAAUCGGAUGCAUCUGCGGAUUCAAUGUUGAUGGACAUUGACGGGGCUGGGUCCGACUUUGAAGAGCCAGAGUCUGACGAACAACCUAAGAAAAAGACAAGGGCUGCACCCAAACGAGCUGCCCCUGCCAAGAGAGCACCUGCGAAGGGACGAGGCAAAAAGAAAGUGGCUGAGUCUGACGAUGAGGAUAAAAUCGAGGACGACGACGACAUUGAAGAGGAGGCACCUAAGCCGAAAAGAACAAAUCGGGCUGCUGUCCUCAGUCAAACCACAUCAAAGAAGGCGCCUGCCAAAAAGGCAGCUAGCGGAAAACAGGCGACAUUGAGUUUUGCACCAUCAGGUCGAACGUCGACGAGAGCGGCUGCUUCGCGGGCUGCUCGCAAAGUAGCGGAGGUGGUGGAGUUAGACAGCGACUGA